This is a messenger RNA of Microtus ochrogaster (prairie vole), 5067 nucleotides long. RefSeq names its product nucleoporin 160 (gene Nup160). Gene Ontology annotation, molecular function: structural constituent of nuclear pore. Bases 34 to 4209 code for a protein of 1391 amino acids. The record is from RefSeq and is a predicted model, not a curated record. Lineage: Eukaryota; Metazoa; Chordata; Mammalia; Rodentia; Cricetidae. Gene Ontology annotation, cellular component: nuclear pore. The transcript is spliced from 35 exons.
UGUCCCGUCGGGCCUCGCGGCGACGGCGGGAAGAUGGCGGCGGCGGGAUCCCUGGAACGGAGCUUCGUGGAGCUGAUCGGAGCUGAACGCGAAAGGCCCAGGCACUUUCGGGAAUUUACAGCCCGCGUCGUUGGGACUGCCAGUGCUGUUUUUGGAGCCGUGAAAUACAGCGAGAGCGCGGGAGGCUUCUAUUAUGUGGAAAGUGGCAAGUUGUUCUCCGUCACCAGAAACAGGUUCAUUCAUUGGAAGACUUCUGGGGAUACAUUGGAGCUGGUGGAGGAAUCACUGGACAUAAAUUUGUUGAAUAAUGCAGUUCGCCUAAAAUUCCAAAAUUGCAGCCUCUUACCCAGUGGGGUUCAUGUCUCUGAAACUCAGAAUCAUGUGAUAAUCUUGAUAUUAACCAAUCAGACAGUGCACAGGUUAAUUUUACCACAUCCUUCCCGUAUGUACAAAAGUGAGCUGGUAACUGAAAGUCAGAUGCAGUCAAUAUUUACUGACAUUGGAAAAGUUGAUUUUAGAGAUCCUUGCAACUAUCAAUUAAUUCCAACAGUACCUGGACUGUCCCCAAAUUCUACCACCUCUGCAGCUUGGCUUAGCAGUGAUGGGGAGGCUCUUUUUGCUUUACCAUCUGCUGCUGGCGGCAUCUUUGUUCUUAAACUACCUCCUUAUGACAUACCUGGGGUAGCAUCAGUUGUGGAACUGAAACAGAGUUCAGUGAUGCAACGAUUACUCACAGGCUGGAUGCCCACAGCUAUAAGGGGUGACCAGGGGCCUUCAGAUCGUACCCUCAGUCUUGCUGUUCACUGUGUUGAACAUGAUGCUUUGAUUUUUGCCCUGUGUCAGGAUCAUAAACUCCGGAUGUGGUCCUAUAAGGACCAAAUGUGCCUGAUGGUGGCUGACAUGCUGGAAUAUGUCCCUGUGAACAAAGAGCUUCGACUCACUGCAGGAACGGGACAUAAAUUACGACUUGCAUAUUCACCGUCCAUGGGGCUCUACCUAGGAAUAUAUAUGCAUGCCCCCAAACGAGGACAGUUCUGCAUUUUCCAGUUGGUGAGCACUGAGAAUAAUCGGUAUAGUUUAGAUCACAUUUCUUCACUGUUCACUUCUCAGGAAACACUGGUUGAUUUUGCCUUAACCUCAACGGAUAUCUGGGCCCUGUGGCACGAUGCUGAGAACCAGACAAUUGUCAAAUAUAUCAACUUUGAACACAAUGUUGCAGGUCAGUGGAAUCCAGUUUUUAUGCAGCCUCUGCCAGAAGAAGAAAUUGUCAUCAGAGAUGACCAAGACCCCAGAGAAAUGUAUUUGCGGAGCCUUUUUACACCAGGACGAUUCAUAAAUGCAGCUUUAUCUAAAGCUUUACAGAUUUUCUGCAGGGGAACUGAGAGAAACUUGGAUCUUUCAUGGAGUGAACUUAAAAAAGAAAUUACUUUAGCUGUUGAAAAUGAGCUCCAAGGAAGUGUAACAGAAUAUGAAUUCUCCCAGGAUGAAUUUCGUACUUUGCAACAGGAAUUCUGGUGCAAGUUCUAUGCCUGCUGUCUCCAGUAUCAGGAAGCCCUCUCUCACCCUCUUGCUCUACAUUUGAAUCCUCUCACAAACAUGGUGUGCCUUCUGAAGAAAGGAUACCUGUCUUUCCUGGCGCCAUCUUCCUUAGUAGAUCAUUUGUAUCUCCUGCCUGAUGAGCACCUUUUGACAGAGGAUGAGACAACCAUAUCGGAUGAUGCAGAUGUGGCUCGGGAUGUCAUAUGUCUUAUAAAAUGCCUCCGGAUGAUUGGAGAGUCAGUUACCAUGGAUAUGGCAGUUUUGAUGGAAACCAGUUGUUAUAACUUACAGUCUCCAGAAAAGGCUGCAGAGCACAUUUUGGAAGAUUUGAUCACUAUUGAUGUAGAAAAUGUGAUGGAAGACAUUUGUAGUAAGCUGCAAGAGAUCAGAAACCCUGUCCAUGCCAUUGGACUUCUUAUACGGGAAAUGGAUUAUGAGACAGAAGUAGAGAUGGAAAAGGGAUUUGAUCCAGCUCAGCCUUUGAAUGUUCGAAUGAAUCUCUACCAGCUCUGUGGUAGUAGCACAGCAGGCUAUAUUGUGUGCAGAGGUGUGUAUAAAAUUGCCAACACUCGUUUCCUGAUCUGCCGAGACCUAUUGAUCUUACAGCAGCUUUUAACAAGACUAGGAGAUGCAGUAAGUACUACUUGUGGAAAAACUUGUAAACUGUCAAACCUAGGAGAGCUGGAGUCUUCUGGGUGUGUUGAAGGAGCUGCGGGCCGCGUUCCUUCCGCCCGGGAAUCUAAUCUGCAACAUUUGUCAGUACUGAAAUUAACUGAUUCUGGUGCCUUGAUGGCAAAUAAAUUGGCGUCCAAUCCUCAGACAAUUAUGGAGUUAUUCUUCCACGAAGUUGCAAGAAAACAUAUUAUAUCUCAUCUCUUCUCUCAACCAAAAGCCCCUUUGAGUCAAACUGGAUUGAACUGGCCUGAAAUGAUUACUGCAAUUACCAGUUAUUUGUUGCAGCUUUUAUGGCCUAGCAAUCCUGGUUGUCUCUUUCUAGAAUGUUUGAUGGGAAAUUGCCAGUAUGUACAAUUGCAGGAUUAUAUUCAGCUGUUGAAUCCCUGGUGUCAAGUCAAUGUUGGAUCCUGUCGAUUUAUGCUGGGACGGUGUUACCUGGUUACAGGAGAAGUGCAGAAGGCUCUGGAAUGUUUCUGUCAGGCAGCAUCUGAAGUAGGCAAAGAAGAAUUCUUAGAUCGCUUGAUUCGCUCAGAGGAUGGGGAGAUUGUGUCAACUCCCAAGCUACAGUAUUAUACUAAGGUUUUAAGUCUACUGGGUAUUGUUGGAUUGCCUGAACUGAUUAUCCAGCUGGCUACGGUAGCAAUUACUGAAACUGGUGAUGACUGGAAAAGUCAGGCUAUUUUAAGAACAUGCAUUUUCAAACAUCAUUUGGACUUGGGUCACAAUAGCCAAGCAUAUGAGGCCUUAACCCAAAUUCCUGAUUCCAGCAGUCAGCUGGACUGCUUGCGACAACUAGUGGUGGUUCUUUGCGAGCGCUCCCAAUUGCAGGACCUCGUGGCGUUCCCCUAUGUGAAUCUGCAUAAUGAGGUUGUAGGAAUAAUUGAAUCACGUGCUAGAGCUGUGGACCUUAUGACUCACAAUUACUACGAACUUCUCUAUGCUUUUCACAUCUACCGCCACAAUUACCGAAAAGCUGGUACAGUGAUGUUUGAAUAUGGUAUGCGCCUUGGCAGAGAAGUUCGAACUCUCCGGGGACUCGAGAAGCAAGGCAACUGUUAUCUGGCUGCUAUUAACUGUUUACGCCUUAUUCGUCCAGAGUAUGCAUGGAUCGUACAGCCAGCUUCUGGGGCAGUGUCUGAUCGCCCUGGCGCAUCUCCCAAGAGGAAUCAUGAUGGCGAAUGCACAGUUGCCCCAAGCAAUCGACAAAUUGAAAUUCUGGAACUGGAAGAUCUGGAAAAAGAAUGUUCUUUAGCUCGAAUUCGCCUCACGUUGGCUCGACAUGAUCCAUCAGCGAUUGCUAUUGCAGGAAGUUCAUCAGCGAAGGAGAUGGUCACUCUUCUGGUUCAGGCUGGCCUCUUUGACACUGCCAUAUCACUGUGUCAGACUUUUAAGCUUCCCUUAACACCAGUCUUUGAAGGACUUGCUUUUAAGUGCAUCAAGUUGCAGUUUGGAGGAGAAGCAGCACAAGCAGAAGCCUGGGCCUGGCUAGCAGCCAAUCAGCUGUCUUCUGUCAUCACUACGAAGGAGUCCAGUGCUACAGAUGAAGCAUGGAGGUUACUGUCAACUUACUUGGAAAGAUACAGAGUCCAGAAUAACUUGUAUCAUCAUUGUGUGAUCAACAAGUUGUUGUCUCAUGGAGUCCCUCUGCCUAACUGGCUUAUAAACAGUUACAAGAAAGUUGAUGCUGCUGAGUUGCUUCGUCUGUACUUGAACUAUGACCUUUUAGAAGAAGCUGUCGAUUUGGUCUCCGAGUAUGUGGAUGCUGUAUUAGGGAAAGGACAUCAGUACUUUGGAAUUGAGUUCCCGCUGUCUGCAACAGCCCCAAUGGUAUGGCUCCCAUACUCCUCUAUUGAUCAGCUUCUCCAGGCUCUUGGAGAGAACAGUGCCAACAGUCACAACAUCGUCCUGUCCCAGAAAAUUCUUGACAAACUAGAAGACUACCAGCAAAAAGUUGACAAGGCAACACGGGAUUUAUUAUACCGUCGGGACUUGUGACCUGGAUAGCUACUCAGCCUUUGUAACCGAUUGGUGCCUAUGAGGGCUUAGGACUACUCCACAGAACCCUGUGCUCAAGGCCAGUUUUUUAUAACUACUAAUGAUUUGUAUGGCACUUUGAAUCUGAAUUCUGCACAGGCUAAGAGAACUGGAGAGUCAGGAUCAACCCCGCGCUCGCUGGUGGUGCUAUCACGGUUUCUGGUUUUCAACCUUCCUCUCCCACAGCUGCUUUUGUAUAUGAUUCUCAAGCUUUUUCAGAGUUUAUAUUUUUUUAAGCUACCGAAGACAUCCUUUAUCUGCAAAUGAAAACUGACCUUGACUUUCCAUUAUACGUGAUGGUUGUUGGCUUGUUAUAACUGGCCACAAAUAGUCACUGCAUAUCUUUUAAUUUUUCCUUAUCAGUUUUUGUAUUUUAGUGGGAUUGUUUUGGUCCAGAAUUAACAUGUAUUUUCUGUAUUGCAAACAAAGGCUAGUGGUUUUUGCAUACUUUUGUCAUUAUUUAUUGUAGAGUUUUUCAUAUGACCAUCAAUAAAGUAUUAAGUAAUUUGCGUAGAUUAAGUAUAAAUUAUGGCCAGCUUUUUAAGGAAAAUACAUUUUGAGUCUCACUCUAAGCUAAUGUUGAAUAAACAUUAGAAAAAAUUAAUGUCCAUCAUCUAUGAAAGAAACAGAUUUUCAUUUUCAAAAUGUAUUAGUUUAUGUAACUUAUCAUAAUCAAGCUGGACUUGAUCAUACAGUUAGUCUGAUAAUAUUUUGGAUCAAAAUAGAAUUUUACUGGUCAGAAUCAGAAACAUUCAUACGUACAAACUACAAACUUUGGGAAAGAUUAAAAAAAAAUAAUAAAAUAUCCUUUGAUUUUAU